UUACAUCCGCCAUGUUAUAUGUAUAAUACUUAGAUUCAAAAAAGACUGUAAGAAAUAUAAAGGGGAUGAAAGUGAGGUAAGAGGGGGAGAGUAAGUGAAGGUAGCCGCUGAGGUGGGCUCAAAGGGGGGCAAGACUAGUAUCCCUCGGAAAGCUUUUCGUUCCUGUAAAUAGGGAUGAGAUGGAUCUUGGAGAACAAUGCAGUGUCCCGCUCCUGUGUUACUCGUCAACUUUAGGUGAUGACAUGCAGCUUUGUUACGAGAUACUCAACCAACAAGAGUUGGGCUGAAGUCCAUGACCUCUCAUAUUAGCGAGAUGCAUCAAGUCUCGCAUAAGCCUACGGGCGAGAGAUGGGGGCCAAGCACCUUCAAGAUAGAUUACCUUCUACAGAAUUUGGCAAAGCUAGCCGAUAAGUUCAUCUGAUGGAUCAACUAUACCUGCUGUGCCUCCCCACCACACAUAUUUCCGGGAUCUAGAGACUUUCCAAGGUUACUAUGAGCGUCACAGACAAAGACGACCCCGUAUUCUGGAAGCUGCAAGAUGUCGAGCCUACAUACUGGGACGAGUACAUCGCCACCCGUCCCGUCUACGGCGCCAAAAUAUUCCAGCGCAUCUACGACUACCACGCCAGCCACUCCCCAUCCCGCCUCGCCGCGCUAGACAUAGGCACGGGUUCCGGCUCGGCCAUCGGGCCCCUGGCCCAGCACUUCGACCACGUCGUCGCCAGCGACAACGACCCUACCAGUUUGGCCUUUGCACGGGGUAGAUACGCCGCGGUACCGGCUAGCCACCUCUCCUACACCCUCUCCUCCGGCGAGGAUCUCCUGCAGCACCACUCGCCUACCUCCUUCGACCUCAUCACCUGCGCCGAGACCUUCCCGCUCAUGGACACGCUGCCCGCGCUGCACAACGCGUCUACCCUCCUGCGCCCCGGCGGGACCCUCGCCAUCUGGUUCUACGGCCCGCCGUUCUUCACGGAGGAAGCGUUCGCGGGUGCGUGUCAGCCGGUGCUCGACGCGAUCAUGGACCACAACUUCCGCCCCGUCGUCAACGGCGGCGGCGACGCGCAGAGAGAGGCGUGGAGGCGCGCGGCGGAUGGGAAGGCGAGUUGGCUGGACUACAUUCCGUUUGACCCCGCGACGUGGACGGAUGUGCAGCGGCAUAAGUGGAACACGCAGGCGCGGCUAUCCUUCUUUACCCCCGCCGCGUGUGGGUUUCCCGUCAAGCCGGUCAGUAGAGUGGAGGCGCACGAGCUGGUGAGUGAGGAGCGGGAUGCUGAUUUUUGGAAGGUGGAGUGGGAUGGGCGGAUGCUAAGGAGGUUUGUGAGGGCGAGUUUUCCGAAGACGAGGGAGGUGCUGGAGGGGAAGGAUGAGAUUAUGGAUGCGCUGUUUAAGAGGCUUAUGAAUGCGAUGGGGGGGCAGGACGCACGGAGGAAGCUUUCUUGGCCGGCUGUUUUGGUUCUGGCGAGUAGGAAAGGAGACAGUUGAGUAUAAGUAGGUAGGAUUCUGUUGUAAAGUACAUGGCAUACAUCUGUCCAGCAGUGCAGCAUUGCUCCCAGCUAACCUUACCAUUCAUUGAAUUCUCGCGUCUCGUCGAUGGUGACGAACUUGCCCGAUGUCUGCUCCCUUGUUGCCUUCUUGAUCUGCAUGAUGCUGGUCGAACACAAAAUCGGCAGACUUGUCAACCGGCACAAACGCUUGCUCGUAGCCGAAGUGCCGCGCACCGGUAUUUCCCAUAUCCGUCUGCAUGAACCUUCACCUUACCC
Messenger RNA from Hypoxylon fragiforme, 1763 nucleotides. Its product is annotated as S-adenosyl-L-methionine-dependent methyltransferase. NCBI's taxonomy places the organism in Eukaryota, Fungi, Ascomycota, Sordariomycetes, Xylariales, Hypoxylaceae. Gene Ontology annotation, molecular function: S-adenosylmethionine-dependent methyltransferase activity. Bases 493 to 1485 code for a protein of 330 amino acids. The transcript has 5 exons. The record is from RefSeq and is a predicted model, not a curated record.